CACAAACCAGGAAGAAACUAAAAUGUUAGACAAAUAUUACAUAGUAGUAGACAGACGAUACAUGGACGAAGAGGAUUCUUUUUCUAGAGGAAUAAGUUUAUUAAAUGUUGUAGAAGUGGUUCUGUCUGUAUUAGUUAUACUUUUGCAUUAUCAAAAGAGCAAGCACACACGCCUGAUGGCGUUCACGGUAUCAGUGAUGACUUUCUGGAAGACCGUACUGUAUUUUGUAAUGUUUACAGAAUAUUGUGGAGCAGGACCACUACGAGUACAAAAUACAAUAAUGCAAGAAAUAUUUAUAUACGUUAUUCCAAAUGGUAUAUGGGUUGUCGUUCCUUUUCUUGUUAUGAUUCAAUUAUGGAGUCUUUUAGCAGCAGACAGUAAACAGGGUUCAAAGUUUAAUUAAUUUCAUUGUAGAAAUUGAAUUAAUUAGUUUUUGAUGACGUCAGUUUUAUUCUAAUAUCUUGGCGUUAUUAUGUUGCCUUAUAAAUGUUCUUAAUGUUUUAUAGAUAAAUGUUUGAUGGAUGUGGCUCGA
Messenger RNA from Mytilus californianus (California mussel), 532 nucleotides. RefSeq lists its product as uncharacterized. The transcript is spliced from 4 exons. The record is from RefSeq and is a predicted model, not a curated record. NCBI's taxonomy places the organism in Eukaryota, Metazoa, Mollusca, Bivalvia, Mytilida, Mytilidae. Bases 23 to 403 code for a protein of 126 amino acids.